AUGGCAGUUUUAAGAGCCUUUGAACAUAUAGCGUUCCUAUUCCAGCCAUCUAGCAGUCGAAAGCGUAUCAGCCGAUCGUUCAGUGCGUCAUCACUGAUGAUUACUUGUAUAAAUCAAUACUGUGGCAAGCCAGCGUUGCAAACAAACAACUUUCUUUGUCGUGAAUGCUUUGAACAUCAGAAGGAGCAGAUGACAUCCUUCAAUUGUGAAAAUCCACAUCUUCUGAGACGACUGCCGGGUGCUGUGGUACCGACGACGGCAAAGAGCACGACUAUGCCCGCUAUAGCGACCCCAACGCGAUGUACAUCACGUGAUAUGUUGCGUACGGCUGCACAUCCGUCGACGCAGCGUCCUGCACCAGUGUUGGGUGUGACCAAAGAAGGCAUGAGUACGACUACAAGUAUUUCUACUAUCGAAGGAGAGAAUGGAGUGACCCAUUACUACGUUGCCGGAGAGGAUCCGCCAGUGCAUCUGUCGCCGUCACAUGCCUCGUGCGCAGCUUCGCAGUCGAUGUCGUCGCCGGUUCGUGUCGCCACGCUCUCACAACUCGCCUCGUAG
This is a messenger RNA of Ostertagia ostertagi, 558 nucleotides long. The record is from the annotation of a GenBank genome assembly. NCBI's taxonomy places the organism in Eukaryota, Metazoa, Nematoda, Chromadorea, Rhabditida, Trichostrongylidae.